Messenger RNA from Knipowitschia caucasica, 444 nucleotides. Lineage: Eukaryota; Metazoa; Chordata; Actinopteri; Gobiiformes; Gobiidae. The record is from the annotation of a GenBank genome assembly.
AUGACUGUGGAACGCCUGCCCCUGUCUCCAAUUGUGCGCCUGUGGCGUUCGUCGGGCCACCAGGUGUCCCUCGCUCUGACCAUAGGGGGAUUUCGGCCUUCUACCAGGCUGGGCCUCCCCAGAACGCAGGGGCUAGGAGAUGACGACCUCUGGGUGUUGGGCCACGCUCUCCAGGGUUACACUCUCAGUUCCACAGUCAGGUCCUGCGGUCCCGGGCCCCGUCAGGUGCUGUAUGUGAUCCUCGACCAGCGCCAGGACACUGGCGCCUCUUUCAGUCUUAAGAGAUCGCCACCUUUGCUGGACAAGGAGGCCUAUAGUGCCUGUGGACCCCUGCUGGACCCAGGGGGCUUUUAUUCAAUUUAUUUCUGGUUCAAAGAAAACUGGCGACUUGCGUCCGGUUUUCGGACCUUCGUAGGCCUCAAUGUGUUCCUCAAGACGCUAUAG